AUGGCCGGUUUGAAAGACGUUGUUACUCGUGAAUACACGAUCAAUAUGCACAAGAGAUUGCAUGGUGUUUCUUUCAAGAAGAGAGCUCCAAAGGCUGUUAAGGAAAUCAAGAAAUUCGCCAAAUUGCACAUGGGUACUGAAGACGUUCGUUUGGCUCCAGAACUAAACCAAGAGAUUUGGAAGAGAGGUGUCAAGGGUGUUCCAUUCAGAAUGAGAUUGAGAAUCUCCAGAAAGAGAAACGAAGAAGAAGACGCCAAGAACCCAUUGUUCUCUUACGUUGAACCAGUCUUUGUCUCCUCUGCCAAGGGUUUGGAAACCGUUGUCGUUGAAGAAGAAGCUUAA
Torulaspora delbrueckii is the source of this 342-nucleotide messenger RNA. RefSeq names its product 60S ribosomal protein eL31 (gene RPL31B). Gene Ontology annotation, molecular function: structural constituent of ribosome. NCBI's taxonomy places the organism in Eukaryota, Fungi, Ascomycota, Saccharomycetes, Saccharomycetales, Saccharomycetaceae. Gene Ontology annotation, cellular component: ribosome; cytosolic large ribosomal subunit. Bases 1 to 342 code for a protein of 113 amino acids. The record is from RefSeq and is a predicted model, not a curated record. The transcript has a single exon. Gene Ontology annotation, biological process: cytoplasmic translation.